UGGCAGAUUUGUGUGAUUCAAUCAAGAAUUCAUUUAUUUUAACUGCAGGAUCAAUCAUGUUUACAAAUGAUCGAAGACAAGUAGAGCGUACAGGAAGAUAUGGCACUCCAAGGUUGCAAUAUCUUCAGGAAUUGGUUGGUCAAUUUCAGAAUACAACAGAUGAAGAAUUGAAGGAGAAAAUAGUUGCUCAUUUGGUGAACUUUGCCUAUGAUCCUUACAACUAUACUUUUAUGCGACAGCUAAAUAUUUUGGAACUGUUCCUAGAUUGCAUCACGGAGCCAAAUGAGAAACUUGUGGAAUUUGGGGCUGGUGGGAUCUGCAAUUCAUGCGCUGAUCCAGCGAAUGCUGCAAUUAUCACUCAGUGUGGUGGGAUUCCUCUUAUCAUACAAUGUUUAUCUAGCCCUGUCAGAAACACUGUGAAUUAUGCUCUUGGGGCUUUGUAUUAUCUCUGCAACGCAUCUAAUAAGGAAGAGAUUUUGAAGCCAGAAGUAGUUGAAGUCAUAAAAAGGUAUGCUGCAGCUGAAGCAGUAAGUGUAAGCUUCAGCAAUCUGGCCAAAGCAUUCUUGGACAAGCAUGUCUCAGAAUAGAUGCGACAUAAAAAAAUCCAAGUUGUCAUGCUAUCCCCUGGAUGAAUCACAAGAUUUUUUCUUCCUAAGAUAGGUAAGGGUCUACAUUCACACC
Molecule: messenger RNA, 681 nt
Organism: Telopea speciosissima
Lineage: Eukaryota; Viridiplantae; Streptophyta; Magnoliopsida; Proteales; Proteaceae
Product: armadillo repeat-containing protein 7
Exons: 6
Coding region: 57-587 (176 amino acids)
Molecular function (GO): protein binding
Source: RefSeq, a predicted model, not a curated record